AUGACCACGGCUGUUGCCGCCCCGCCGAAAGAGGGCACUGGUAACCAAUACUUGGUCACGGAUUUGCCGGGGCUUCACGAGAAUAUAGAUGACGAUUUCAAGCCCUUGAUGUUUGCUGGCCAGCUCGAGUUGUUUCCCGAGAAUAAUACAUACUAUUUCUUUUGGAAAUUCACCGACUCCAAGAAACAGCCAGACUCGAUGUAUGCAAGGCGGACGAUCUUUUGGUUGAACGGUGGGCCCGGCUGCUCGUCGAUGGACGGCGCCUUGCUCGAGACGGGACCUUUCCGCAUCAAUAAAGACCAAAAAGUGAUUAUGAACAACGGCUCGUGGCACAAGGCGGGCGAUGUUGUUUACGUUGAUCAACCUGCUGGCACGGGGUACAGCUACACUGAGCAAGACAAACUACUCCACGACUUGCCUGAAAUGGCCUUUUAUUUUAUGAAGUUUAUGGAAAAGUACUAUGAAGAAUACCCCGAGGAAGCAGAGUAUGAUAUUUAUUUCGCGGGAGAGUCCUAUGCGGGACAAUAUAUUCCAUAUAUUGCUGAUUCCAUCAUCAAGAGAAACGUCCAGUUGAAAGAGGGUCAAAAACGGUACAAUCUAAAAGGGUUGCUUAUUGGGAAUGGAUGGGUAUCUCCAAACGAACAGUGUUUGUCGUAUUUGCCCUUUUUCGUUGACAAAGGACUAAUCACCAAAGAGAACCCGCGUUGGUUGCAGUUGCUUUACAGGCAUGAACAAUGCCAACGGAUUGUGGAUCAAGUAGAUGCGCAUUUUGACAGCGAUGCUGUUAACCCCGUGGAGAUUGACUCUAGCCAAUGCGAGGAUAUAUUGCCUCAGUUGCUCCUGGCGACUUUUGACGGUAACGCGGCCCAUUUUGAAAGAUGCAUCAACAUGUACGAUUACACUUUGAAAGAUUCGUAUCCAUCGUGUGGAAUGAACUGGCCCAUGGAAUUGAAAUAUGUGACACCUUUUUUGCAAAGUGAUGAUAUCAAACACGUUUUGAAUUUGAAGAAAAUGAAAACAUGGCACGAGUGCAGUGGACGCGUGGGCAACAGUUUCGAUGCUCGCCACUCGUUCCCCUCGGUGCACUUGUUUGCCGAUCUAUUGAAACAAGUGCCGAUUAUCUUAUUCAAUGGUGCCAACGAUAUCAUUUGCAACUCUGACGGAGUGCUUCAAUACGUCAAGAAGUUGAAAUGGGGCGGUCAAAAGGGGUUUGAAGAUUACGAAGCGAAAAUCGAUUGGGUUCAUGACGAUCAACAAGUUGGGUAUAUCUUACAGGAGAGAAACUUGACCUUUAUUAAUAUCUACAAUUCAAGCCACAUGGUGCCGUACGAUUUGCCCGAUGUGUCAAGAGCGUUGUUGGACUUGGUUAGUGACAACUAUGACAAGAGACAACAUGAGGGAAAAGCCCAAUUUGUCACUUAUCCCUUGGGGAUCAAGGCCAAGGGUGUCUCGGAAGAAACAGAAGAAACUCCAACCGAGUCUAGUGAGGAACCUGCGCCUGCCUCGAGCUCGUCAGAAACAUCCACAACCGGAACGUCAGCAACAGCAGAAGGAGAAGAAGAAGACUCUUCGGCAAACAAAAUCACCAGGGUUAUACAACUUGGAGUCAUUUUAGUUGUGCUUUGGGGUAUUUAUAUAUUAUAUGCGUCCUGGAGAGCAAGACCCCUGCCGAUUAUGAAGAAAAGCUCUAAUGGCCGAAGAAACAAGAAAAAUGUCCAAUGGGCAGAUCAGUUGAGCAUGUUUGAAGAGGAGGCAGAUGCAUCUCAACCAAAGGGCUUUUUCGCCAAGACCUUGGACAGAUUCAAAGGUAGAGACUCACAGGGUUCAUACGCGCGAGCUGAAAGUGAAGAUUAUACCGAUGAUAUCGAAUUGGGUGAUUCGGUGUCAGAUUCACGGCUCGAUGAUUUCAUUGUUGGAAGCGACGAUGAAGUAGAAGGCGCUGGAGAACGAGAAGGAGAACGAGAAGAGGAACCGGCGGAUGGGGGUGCUAAAACCUCAUCAAAUCCCUAA
Molecule: messenger RNA, 2010 nt
Organism: Lodderomyces beijingensis
Lineage: Eukaryota; Fungi; Ascomycota; Pichiomycetes; Serinales; Debaryomycetaceae
Source: the annotation of a GenBank genome assembly